UAUUAAAUACGAGUUUCCGGUGCGUUCAAUCUGCCAUUUUGUUCUACACAGUUCAAGGGUAUUCAGAAACAGCCCGAAUCUGAUUCAUUACGAAGCAUGUACCGUCUCACCAGAGCAGCUCUUAACCUGACCGGACAAGCUACCCGCCAGGUUGCAGUGCGACAUGCUUCCUCAGAUGUAUCCAGAGGGUUCCACGUGAAGUAUGGCACACCCCUGCUGAUUGGUGGAGCAGCAUUUUGCUCUGCAGUCUGGGGAUAUGUGAUCACAUCGACUGGCAUUGUGUGGAACCUGUCUCCAGUUGGCAAGGUCCAGCCAAAAGAAUGGAAGGAGUAAUGGGAGAAUUGCCAUUAGCUUUCCUCAGUGGCAAUGCAGAAUCCAUCUGAACUUUUCCAUUUUGAUAAUGGAUGUGCUUUACACCUGAUUCCUAUCGUUGGCCUGUGUGUCUGUAAAAAUGUAAUAAAUUAAAUAUAAAUACACUU
Trichomycterus rosablanca is the source of this 479-nucleotide messenger RNA. RefSeq names its product cytochrome c oxidase subunit 7B, mitochondrial. The record is from RefSeq and is a predicted model, not a curated record. Lineage: Eukaryota; Metazoa; Chordata; Actinopteri; Siluriformes; Trichomycteridae. Gene Ontology annotation, biological process: mitochondrial electron transport, cytochrome c to oxygen. The coding region runs from base 97 to 333 and encodes 78 amino acids. The transcript is spliced from 3 exons.